Molecule: messenger RNA, 2409 nt
Organism: Myripristis murdjan (pinecone soldierfish)
Lineage: Eukaryota; Metazoa; Chordata; Actinopteri; Holocentriformes; Holocentridae
Gene: efna2a
Product: ephrin-A2a
Exons: 4
Coding region: 933-1559 (208 amino acids)
Biological process (GO): axon guidance; ephrin receptor signaling pathway; osteoclast differentiation
Cellular component (GO): plasma membrane
Molecular function (GO): ephrin receptor binding
Source: RefSeq, a predicted model, not a curated record
UGGGAGCAGGUUUGGAUUAAAGCCGCGAUCAAACGCCGAGUCUGUGUUGCCGCGCCGGUCCAGCGUGACGCACAGAGCCAAAAAAGCGCACGGCGAGCGAAGUCACAUUGGAUUAGAGCCAGGGGCAGCAGAGAGGAAUCACCAAGUUGAGAUGCUGAGAGCCUUCAGUGUGUGAGAGGGAUGCUGCUGUCUUGCAGUUCCUAUGGACAAAGGAGGCUGCUCGUAAGACUCGGGAUCUGUUUCCGCGAACUGCAAUACAAGAAAAAGGUCAAGUGGAUGUACUAGUUUUCAGUCUGGCUUCGGCUCGCGGACAGUUUGUGAGCACAUUGCGUCCUGAGCUGUGCAUGGGAAGAGGAAAACAAAGCGCGCUCCGGACUGAAUCACCAACACCGACGUCUCUGGGUAAAUAAAUAUGACGGCUGGUUUUGACUGUGUCUUGGGUCUGCUUUUGAGCGACAACGUCGACGUGUGCAUCAUCGCAAACCUUGGAUGAAUUCUGCCGCGUGAUUACACAUUUUUCCUCCCUUUUCUUUGAUCUUUCUUUUUUUUUCUGGGAUAGGAGGAGACCUAAUCCAGGUGGCGCAUCUCUCCUCGGCCGCGCGUAAUGGGAGAAAAGUUUCGGACCUUGCAGAUGAGACGCACUCGCAGCAUCCCACCGACGACGCACUGGUGCUAAAAUAACAUGUGAAUCAGGCUUUUCGUCCGCGGCCGAUGAAGUUUUGAAGUGAAGUUUCACGAUCCCAGCAUGACUUGAAACACCCGCUCGGGUUAUCGGAAUUUCGCAUCCAAACCUUGACGCUCCAUGAACCGCCGGCUUGAUUUUUCCAAAGACGCGCAGACGGACAUUGAUGAAAUAGAGCGGAUUUCUGCCUGGUGCGGCAGUGCAUCGAAAGCCUGAUCCCAGUUUGAGCGAGAGCGAUCCCCCCUUUUGGAUGUCUAUGAUGUUGUGCCAGCUCGGUCAGAGGUGCGUGAUGGAGGUGGUGGUGCUGACCAUCCUGUCGUGGGUGUCCGUCUGGGCAGAGGAGAAGAUCAUAUUUGACAGACACGCUGUCUACUGGAACAGCUCCAACCCCAAGUUCUGGCAUGGAGAGUACAGGGUGGCAGUGAGUAUCAACGACUACCUGGACAUCUACUGUCCUUACUACGAGGGUCCUCCAUCCCACGGGCGCAUGGAGCGCUACAUCCUCUUCAUGGUCAACCACGAGGGCUACACCUCCUGCCAGCACAGGAUGCGCGGCUUCAAGCGCUGGGAGUGCAACCGUCCCAGCGGUCCUGACGGGCCUCUGCGCUUCUCAGAGAAGUUCCAGCUCUUCACCCCCUUCUCCCUGGGCUUUGAGUUCAGGCCUGGACACGAGUACUACUACAUCUCGUCUCCUCACCCAAAUCAUGUGGGGCGGGCAUGUCUAAAGCUGAAGGUGUAUGUCAGACCUCCAGAUGGGUCGGGAUACGACUCCCCGGAGCCCUUCCUGACUGAUGGAGGCCCAAACUGGAGGCCAGGGUCCGUGGCCCUGUUAGCUGCUCUGGCCUCGCUGCUCCUGGGACUCUUCUCCUGGCUGUGACCACCCGCUUCCUGGAGCUCCCACCCAGGGCUGCUGGGCUGGGCUGGCUGUCCCUCUAAAUCCACCACCCCUCAGGGAAGCCCUCUGUCUCCGUCCCCCUCCCACCGCCACCUCUAUGCUACCACCAACCACCCCCACUGCCAGCCCCCACCGUGGUGCAGCCAUGGACACCAUCCCCAGGCCUGGCUGAGGGUUGGGUCGCCGGUCUUGAGCUCUCUGGGAAGCUGUCCCAAAUCUCUGAUCCAACUCUGGGUGGAACGUGGACGUGUUGCACCUCUCCGCUGGAAAACACACGGGGAAUCUCUUUGCACUCAUCUGAGGGGGUCCUUUGAUUUGACUAUUGACUCUUGGCCACCGAUGGGGUAGAUAUAGCUGUGGCUAUGAUUAAACUUGUCGUUUUGAUGCAAUUCCUAUCAUCUAAUCACGCCAGGACGCAUUAAACGAUAGGCCUGGAUGCACAAAAAUUGGAUUUUGCUCACAUUGCUAACCGAUCCUCAAAGGAAGAAUUGGAAGUGGCCAAGCUUGCAUUGUAAUUGGAAUUCUAUACUGUCUGGAUGCAGUCCAGCCACAACGAGCAUAUGAACAAUGUAAUGAGACGGAGGGGGAAAAGUGUCCAGGCCUGUGGGGGAAAAAAAAGUAGAGCAAAAGCAGAGCAGGCUCAGAUUUAAAUAAAUAUGGCUAUUGGUGACCUGUAAUAUUAUACAUGUUGAUAUUUUCAGGUGUAGACGCACAGCUAUGAGAUGUAAUAAUGAUAUAAUUUGAUGUGUAUGAGCAACUCGAAUAUCACACCUGAAUUGACAAGUGUAACCAUAGCCUGUACCAGUGGGAGGGCAGGGUGUUCAGUGUGUUG